Messenger RNA from Adineta steineri, 489 nucleotides. NCBI's taxonomy places the organism in Eukaryota, Metazoa, Rotifera, Eurotatoria, Adinetida, Adinetidae. The record is from the annotation of a GenBank genome assembly.
AUGCUUUCAACAACAAUCCGUUUAUUAAUGCGUAGUGGAACAUUAAUUCGACCAAUAAUAACAACAGUUCGUCCAUUAUCAAUAAAACCAACUCUUAUUAAUUUUAAUGAAAAACGUAAAACAUUAAUAAAUGAAAUUCCACGUCGUUGGUCCCAUGUUCAUUAUACAUAUCCAAUGAUUGAAAGUCGUGUUAUGCUUUUAUUACGUUUAUUUGAUAAAAUUGAUCCAAAUUCAUUAAAAUUAGAUUCAAAAUUUGUACAAGAUCUUGGUCUUGAUUCGUUAGAUAUUGUUGAAAUAACAGCUGCAUUAGAAGAUGAAUUUUGGACUGAAAUUGCUGAUGUUGAUUCUGAUCAUUUUCUUACACCAAGACAUAUAAUUCAAUAUUUAUGUGACAAAUAUGAUAUUUAUGAACAUAUUGAACCAGUAUCAGCUGGAAAAGAAUAUUUAGAAGAAGCUAAAGCAGCUGCUGAUAGAGCUCACCAUCAUUAA